Messenger RNA from Mytilus californianus (California mussel), 3789 nucleotides. RefSeq lists its product as uncharacterized. The transcript is spliced from 7 exons. The coding region runs from base 2336 to 3010 and encodes 224 amino acids. Lineage: Eukaryota; Metazoa; Mollusca; Bivalvia; Mytilida; Mytilidae. The record is from RefSeq and is a predicted model, not a curated record.
UAGAAAAUAUGAGAAAAACCUCUUUAUCACUUUUAUACUCAUUAGUGUUUGUUGUCUUAAGUUGUAAAUUAACGAAGGCAAUUGCAUUGGUUGUCUGAAAAUAUAAACCGACAUACAAGCAGAUAAAUAUAUAUACCACAUCAAGAUUCAGUGGCAGAACCAGGGGCCUAAGGUGUUCCACUCACUGUGACCAAAACUUUUUAGCGUAUGUUUUACCUUUUUAGGCCAAUUUUUCGGGAGGGCCUUACGCCGCCCCUUUUUGACAAGCCAUGUACCCCUCGCAUAUAUCUUGACAACAGCGCGUUUAUUUUAAGUGUUCAAUUUUGAAUAUAUCUUAUUAGUAUUCAUACAGACAUCUGUGCUUUGUUUUUUAUUACCUACUUUUGCUUUGUCAUUUAUCAUUUUUGCCACGGUGUAAUUUCCAUUGACCUAUAAUUAUGAUAAUUGUACCUCAAGAUCUUCUUCUUUUCUGACUGAAAACUUGCAUGAUGGAAAAUGCAUACAGGUGAGAGAAAAUUGAUUAAAAUGUUUCAUCAUAGUGAGAUUCUGUUCAAUGUGUACAUGUAGAAGAUAAUAAAGUGUGUAGAUUAUCAUGAUACAUUUAUAACUUUGAAGGAGUUCAUUGGGUUUUUUCUGAUGACAGUGUAUUUAUUAUCUAAAACUGAAUUUAUACAAUGCCUCUCACCAUUAAAAAAGGGAUACAAAUAAAUUAUACCAUAUCUAUUAAAAAAAAAAAAAAAAAAAAAAAAAAAUACAAUACACAAUAUUGUGAGUUUAUUAGCUAUACUUCGACUUUUGGUAAUAGUUAUCAUCGACUUCCUUAGUUCCAACAAUAAACAACUUGUGUAUCACUUCUUUUAAAGCAAACAUUUUCAUGUAUUUAAUUUGAUCAAUGACACUUUUCAAUUUGGUUACAAUUAAUUUCGACAAAAGAAUGGUGUGGUCAAAUAGUUUCAACCUUAAGGGUAUUGGUAUGAAGCCGUAUUGUGACAAUGGUCGAGUUAUCUGGACAUCAUUCAACCUCCGGUCAAACAAUAAUGUCAGAAUAGAGAAAAUUGAAUUUGAUCCUAUUAGCAUGAAAUAUAAAUACAAUCCAUUUGGAAUGCAAUUUUAAUUUUAAGCCAAAUAUAAAAAGAUGAAAAUUCUUUCUUUUCAAAAUAUUCUUAUCAAUACAGGAUUCAAAAUCAAGUUUUGUCGUAGUAUUUUAAUAAGAGAAAAGAAAACCCUGAAAAACAUUAGAAAAAAUAAUGAAAGGCGAAACAAAACGCUAAAUCUGAAAAUCAUCACUUUUGUUGAUUUUGAAAACAAACAAAACUUCCGAAACUUCUCACGUCUUUUUCCCUCCCAUUUCAUCUUAAACCAAAAAAGAGGGUCUAUAAGAAGUUGAUAGUAUUCUGACAAUAUCUUAUGUCCCAGGAUAAACUGAUAAAAUUUUUUCUCCUUAUAAUUUCGUUUCCUUAAUAAUAAAAAAAAAGCUUAAUCAUCAAAGAAAUGUCGUUUUCCUGUAAACAAUGAGAAAUUAAUUAAUUCUACGAAAAAAACAUAUCUUGUCAUUGUACAUAGUAAAACAUGAUAUAUCUGUAAUAAGAAAAUGACAUCUGUAAUUUUCAUACUUUUUAAUUAAUAUUUCCCCCUGUGUAACAAAAAAUGUAAAUAUCUGUUGCUAACAACGUGUUACAAAAUAUUUUAUUAUCACAAAUAUCUUAUAAACAAAACUAUUUUAUAACCUUUAUCGACAAAUGAUAUAUUGAAUGAUUUAAUAGUAACAUAUUAAAUUUCAUAAUAAUUAUACUGCUAAUCAACAAAUCAUUAAUAUUUCUAUUCAAAUCUGGUCCGGACGUCAAUCGUUAGUUGUAAUUUUCAAAAGAUCUCAGGUGUUUUAAUAUCGAUCCUCGCAUACCUGACAUUCCAGGGAAAUUGACUUUGCAUGCAAUUUGUAAAAUUAGUCAUUCGGAUUAUCGAUUUGCAUUAUUAAGGGGUAAAUACACAGAUGUACUUCAAAGAAACCGUGGUUAGAACAAAGUGUGGUUGGAUUUUAAUUGCUUAGUCUUUGAAGUGGUAUAUCAAAACCCCAACCCUUAUUCCAACAACACAACAGACUCACAGUAAUGAAAUUCGCGAAAUUUAAUCAGUAUUAAAUCUGAUUUUCUUAGUGCAUGAAACACAAACACCAAGGGGACAACAACAAAUAAUAUGUCAAAGAGGGACAGACGGCACCACUGCAAUACGUAUACAAGAUAAAACACAAAAAUUGUUCAUACAAAACAGAAUUCAAUUAAAAAAGAUAGACGUGCAACAACAGAACGACAUUUAAGGAUUAAUUUUCUGUAUGUAAAUGUACAACAGAAGAACGACAUACAUUGUCUCCCUUGUGUGCCUUGUGUUUUACCUUUUCCGGUAUGUUGGUUACCAGUUAAUACAGGAUUCUCCAGAAUACAAAGGGAUAGUAUACGCUGGAUUUGUGUUGUAUGGUUUAAUGAUAACCACGUCUCUAGUCCUAAUACCCGGUGUUCAGUUGGACAAACGAUAUUUGUUGUUGCCAUGGAUAUAUAUGUUAAUUUUAAAUGUUUUAUAUGAAACUGGUUCUGUAGCCUUACUCACUACAGUACACAUGGAGAGGGAAAAGACACUCCAUGCCUGGGAAAUUAUAUGGGUUUUCUUUUACUGUUUUAAACUCAUAGCGAACUGUUAUUGUUUUGCCUGUGUUGUCUCACAAUACCAAGAGCUUUCAGAAGGAAGAGGAACAUAUGAAUAUCUAUACAAACCAAGAACUCAUCGGUCUCACAGAUGUCGACAAGACUUUUCAGUUGAAACAUUUGAACUGCCAUUCGGAUAUCACUUGCCUCCCUACACAGAGAGUGAUCCGAAUAAAGAACUAAAUCCUCCAAAUUAUGAACAAAUAUAUCCACAACCCAAAGAAGAACCUAUAUCAAAUCAUUCACAUACGUUUAAUGUGCAAUCAAGCAAUAACAAUUGUUAUCAAGUAACGGUGGAUAUUGUGUGGAUAUGAUUAUAUUAUUGUGUAGAUAUAAUGUGGAUAUACCUUGAAUCGAGUCCAAGUGGAUCUUUGGAUGAUAUGGAGUUUGUGCUGUUUGGAAAAAGUUUGCAAUAAGCAUGAAUGACAGACGCAAAUUUGAAGAUGAGUGCUACACAUAUUACGUAAAUACAAUGUAGCUCCAUUGUGGUAAAUGGAGGAUGUAACAUCUGAAAAUGGUACACUACUCAAGCAUGGUGGUACAUGUGAACAAAAGCUGAUAUCAGUCCCCGGAAGGGAUAUACUACCGAGCAGUUACAAUUUGUUGGCUUCUAUUGAAAAGAUCAAUGCCUCUUAUUGCCUGUCGUGAAAAAUGUGAUAAAACACAGAGAAAGGGAGUAAAUUAGCUAUUUAUUAACUAAAUGUUAUCUGUAUGUGUGAUAAACAAAUGUCCAUAUGUAACUGUUUCUAGUCAGAACUACAUGUAUUUGUUAAACAAAUUGUUUUUUAUAAUUUAAAUGACAACUUUUGCUAUAUUCUUGAACUGGCUAACACAUUGCUCAGAAAUGAAAGUGCUUUAAUGAAAACUCAGGUAAAAAGUUGUAUAACCUAGAGAUUUACCUUCUGAAACUGAUUUGUCAUGAUUGGUAAAUUCUGGUUUGAAGUAGAUUCUGUCCCGUUUUGUACAAUUAAAGUGAACCUGAUAAAACAAAGUCUGCCAGUUAAAGAAUUAUUAUGGUGCUAAACUUAAUAAUUCAUUUUACAAUUAAUUCACAAUUCAUACUUGGUGAAAUAUUAAAAAGAAUCAAAUACUA